Messenger RNA from Brettanomyces nanus, 2301 nucleotides. RefSeq lists its product as uncharacterized. NCBI's taxonomy places the organism in Eukaryota, Fungi, Ascomycota, Pichiomycetes, Pichiales, Pichiaceae. The coding region runs from base 1 to 2301 and encodes 766 amino acids. Gene Ontology annotation, cellular component: nucleus; cytoplasm. The transcript is spliced from 2 exons. Gene Ontology annotation, molecular function: mRNA binding. The record is from RefSeq and is a predicted model, not a curated record.
AUGCCAUCUCACACUUCAGCAUCUCUCGCUUCCUCGGGAAAUAACCGCACUGAUUCCAGCCACGACCUUGAUUCUACCGCAGCCAAUGCCGGUGGUCCCAGUACCAUAGCCAGUAUCGUGGGAACUUCUGUUGUAGGUGGCGGUGGUGGUGAAAGUGCUACUACCAUUGCAGGUGCCAGUGCGGGCACUUCUUCUACCGUUAUCCCUGCUGUUUCUACCGCGAGGAGACCGUCGAUUUCCUCUUUGUCCAGUGCCUCGGGUUAUGCUUCCUCUGUUACUGGCGACCAACCUCGCGUUGGUGUCGCUGCAACAAUAGGUACCCCCAGUACCACUGGUGCAACUACCGGGGGGUCCAUUUUGGGCUCUCGCGUUCCUUCGUCGCGUCACCCAGGUUCUAUGACUCCACUUUCGCAGGUCACUCAACUUCAUGCGUCUGUGACGAGCCACACCAGUCAUGGUCAACAGCAAUCGCAACAACAACAACAACAACCACCGUUAUCUUCGUCCUGGUUACCACAGCAGCAAACCAACCCUUUACUCAAUGUGACUCCUUGGAUUGAGCAACAGGCUCAGGUGUCUCCUAUGCAAAAUCUUUCCACGUAUAGUGAUUCACAACAGGCACAGCUGAUUCAGCAGGCUCAGUUGGCGAGAGCUCAGCAGCAGCUGCAACAGCAACAACAACAAAUGCAACAACAGGUAACAAAUUUAAGCUUGCUUACUCAGACUAGGGCAGUUCCGAUGAAUCCUUCGUCAACAGCUGGCUCUAUUAGUGGUAGUAUUGCAACAGCCGGUGAACGGCAAGCUCCUCAGCCAACCGGCUAUGCUCAAUAUGGGAACUUCCCACGGUCACCAGCCACCAAUAACGAUACUGCCACAGCCAGAAGAGAGAAUGGAAAUAACAAUAACAACAGCAAUCACAUCUCCACUUCCAAUCAUCAUGGAUCCCAUGAUGAGGAAAUAAUUCCUACUGCUGUAGUCAUCAAGAAUAUUCCGUUUGCAAUUAAGAAAGAGCAGCUUUUGGAUUUCAUGGCUAAGAUCAACUUGCCUCUCCCAUAUGCCUUCAAUUAUCACUUCGACAACGGUGUUUUCCGUGGCUUGGCGUUUGCAAACUUCAACACGACAGAGGAAACUUCCCUCGUUGUGAACCUGCUUAAUGGCCGGGAAAUCGGAGGUAGAAAAUUACGUGUCGAAUACAAGAAGAUGCUCCCACCCGCUGAGCGUGAACGUAUCGAACGUGAAAAGCGUGAGAGGAGAGGUCAACUUGAAGAGCAGCAUCGUUCUGCUUCGGCUACUUCGCUUGUUUCUAUGUAUUCCAUAGCCUCGGCCCCCCCGUCCACGAAUAACUUGCAAUACGGUGGGACUCCAAUUACAGCCGGUGUCACGAAUCCCGGACCCAGAGUGGCUCCUGAGAGGUUAUAUGUUAAUAUGUCUCUUUCCAGCCAGCUGCAACCUCCUUCUGGCGUAGACAUGAACAAUCCUGAUGCUCUUGAGAUUUUCACCAAACUUGUUCUGUUCCGCGAUGAGUCCCGCACAGGUGUUCCAACUGCCGCUGCAGAACUGGUGUUUCAGGCUGUUUCUCUUUCUGGUAAUCAGCGCCGGAUGCUCUCUCUGCUUUCACAGUUUUUAGGACUCGUUGAAAGCCAAGAAAAUGGUUUCAUUGUGAUCCGAAUAUCUCCAGAGAAUAUGUACCAAGUUGCCCAGAACACUGGAGGUACCGGUGCAGCUGGUAAUGUGUCUUCACAGAUACCACCCGCUUUGAUGCGUUCUCAUUCUCAUAGCAUCCUUAAUUCUGCCUCGGCAUUAUCCAUGAACACAGGUAGAUACAGGCAGCAGUCUCCAAGAUCUGUGUCUCAGCAGGCAUCCAUGCUGCAGCAAAAUUCAUUGGCUUCCUCUCAAUUUGGUAUGAAUUCUUUUGCUGCUGCAACCCAGGGAACUCUGGGAACGCUACAUCAUUCAGCAUCCGCUGCUUCUCUCAACUUCCCAAGGCAAGGCGGUGGUUUCACUGCUCCUCCUACUCCUAAUCCCCAGAGGAUGGCGUUUGGUAAUAAUGCGCUAACUGGAGGAUUGAAUACUGGAUUUACCAACUUUGGUAACAACUUCGGAACUCUCUUCGGUUCGGGCUCGGGCUCAGGCUCAGGUGCGGGUACUAGUUCUGGUCUUCCAGCUGUGAAUACCGCCGCUAGCUUUCAACCACAGGGUUUCAACAACCCUCAGUUGACUGGAGGAUCUACAAUGAGUACUCAUACCAAGGGAUUGGAUGAUCUCUUCGUAGGAAUGGAGAACUUGAGCUUUGAAAGAUGA